Molecule: messenger RNA, 3683 nt
Organism: Silurus meridionalis
Lineage: Eukaryota; Metazoa; Chordata; Actinopteri; Siluriformes; Siluridae
Product: protein APCDD1-like
Exons: 6
Coding region: 296-1855 (519 amino acids)
Biological process (GO): negative regulation of Wnt signaling pathway
Cellular component (GO): plasma membrane
Molecular function (GO): Wnt-protein binding
Source: RefSeq, a predicted model, not a curated record
CUAGUAAAAGGCUCCGGUUUCUCAGAUCAGCCUCCAGUGGUGAUGAGGAACCCGGAGUUGAACAGCUCGCUAACGGAAGUCAGGCUCUGAGCUAUCUAAGCUUCUCCGCGUCUGUCUGCAAGCACGUAAACACCGACACGGUUCCUCGGCUCUUCGGCUCCUCGGCGCUUUUCCCACUCGGUCGCGGGCUCAGGACGCGCAGUCUUCAGCGAUUUCCUUUAGAUGUCUGGAUACGCUUUUCUUGGCGAUUUGAUUUGAUUUUGGCAGCACCAAAGUGGAAGUGCAUGAGGACACAAUGAGGAGCUGUGGGUCCGGCUGCAGGAGGAUGGACAUUACUGUAACCCUGCUGCUGGUGACGCUUGUAGGCUGGACAGUAGGCUCAUCUCUGUAUGUCGCGGAUGGUCGCUCACCUCGUCUGGCUCUGGAGAAGAGUUUAAGCUGGCCGCCCAAAGCCAUGCAGUGCCAGGACAUGCUAAAGCGUCUCCAUAACGGAGCACGUGUUACUGUGCAGAUGCCCCCCAACUUAGAGGGCCACUGGGUCUCCACCAGCUGUGAGGUACGUCCUGGCCCGGAGUUUAUCACCCGCCUCUACCAUUUUCAACACAACCACACGUUUCAGGCCUGGCAGUUCUACUAUGCUGACAACCACUGCACUGAGCCCACCUACACGCUGGUGAUCCAGGGCCGCAUACACAUGCGUCAGGCCUCAUGGGUCAUUCGCGGUGGCACAGAGGCCGACUACCACAUCCACAAUAUUAAGGUGAUGUGCCACUCUACGAACACGGCCAAGGAGCUGAGCAGGCGAUUGGCACAGAGCUGCAAAGGAAUGAAAGGCGUCUCUUUGGAGCCGAACCUAAGUUAUGAGCUCUGCAGUGAGGACGGAAACUGCAACUGCUCUCGCGGCCUGAACUUCACCAUGCAGGAGCUGCAGCUGCUGCGCAUUGAGAAGCAAUACGUGAACCGGGACAUGGAGCAGCCCGUGGAAGAGCUCUUUCUAGGUGACAUCAAUACUGAGACGAGCCAGAGGAUGAGCCACAAGCCUUCCUGCUAUCAGCCUCCACUGCAGAACUCCAAGAGUCACGAGCAGAACUGCGUCGCGUGCCGGCUCAUCUUGCGCUCGGACGAGUUGCACCCUCCGAUCCUCCCGCCACAGCCCGAGCUCAGUGUGGACCUGCGUGGCCAGUGGGUUUCUCAGCGGUGUGAAAUUCGGCCGGACGGGCUCUUCCUCACAAGGCAUUUCAUCUUUUAUGACAACAACAGCACAUGGGAGGGACACUACUACCACUACACCGAUCCCGUCUGCAAGCACCUGUCCUUCAGCAUCUUUGCCAGGGGCAGGUACAGCCACGGUGCGCACUCUAAACGUGUCAUGGGGGCAACGGAGUUUGUGUUUAAUGUGACCCACAUGCGGGUGGUACCUAUGGACCAAGGUGCUACUUCUCUCCUGAACAUCUUUGAUGGCAAUGAAUGUGGUGCUCAAGGCUCGUGGCAAACCGGCGUGGAGCAGGACGUGACCUCGACCAAUGGCUGCAAAGCUCUGGGGAUCAGCCUCCCGCACACGGAGUACGAGCUUUUUCGCAUGGAGCAGGACACUCGCGGUCGUUCCCUGCUCUACAACGGCCAACGGCCCAGCGACGGUUCCAGUCCUAACCGGCCUGAAAAACGUGCCACCUCCUACCAGACACCCCUGGUGCAGUGCUCGGCCAACAGCCAGAAGUCGGAGGUCAACCUUGGUCACCAUGCAAAAUGGCAACACGAGUCAAAUAACAGCUGCUGCCCAGCUUACCAAAGCUACUUGAUGGAAACUGUGGUUCUUGUGGGAAUAAACAUGCUGAUCAUGCACUUCUUGGGUUGAAAGUACAACCCUGAACUGAUCUUUCUGUGCAUCUUUGUACAUAUUGACACAAGCAAGAGCGGAGAAAUGCAAGAACAUCCUUUGGCCAUCUGGAAACAAGUUUACUUGAGCAUUCUGCCCAUUUUUUCUGGUUUCUGGCCUAUUCGGGGGAGGAUUAAAUGGAGACACGAAACGUGUAAAGAGGCGAAGUGUCUGCGAAAAGAAAAAAAAACUGAAACUGCUGCACCACAGUAACUGCACUUUAAUAAAGCAAGACCGGGAACUUGUAGGUUUCUUAUAAAAAAAAAACAAACAAAAAAACAACAUUUUGAUAACACGUUGUGUUAUCAGCUUCACCUGACCCUCGAGGGUUUUCUGUUUAUAUUCUUAACCUUUACUGUAGGCAUGUAUGCUAACAAAGAGCUAUUUUUUUAAAGGAUGUUGUGUAAAUGUGCAUAUGGAAACGAUCAAAAUAAAUCAAUUCAGGGUACGUCGAAAAAGGAAUGACUGGGUACUAUAUUGUCAUUUACAGUAAAGAUCUGAUGUUUUUUAUCCGUGAAACAGGAAACUGUAAAGCUUUUACACAGUUGUUCAUGUUUAGAAGAGUGCCGGUUCUGAUUUCCUGAUGGUUGACUGGUUACGGAAUUAAGACUAUUCCAAGCAACCGUGGCUUUCGGAAGUCUGAUUAGAAACCGGCAUUCUUAACUGCAGUUUUAUCCAGAACUAGACAGGAAGCGAACAUUGCGAUAUUAAUUUCCCGCUUACAUCGGCAUGAAUUGCAUUUGCCGGAAAAAGCAAACAGAUUGAAACCACAGUAUUUGAGACAGAGGUGGUGAAGCAUUAUAACUGGUCUUUCUACAGAUUUCGCAGUUUUGUUUCGAUACAAAUGUUCUAUUGUUACUAAUGACAGCUGAUCCACUACAUGCACCUACUUACAUUACAUUACUUACAAGUGCAUUGAAAAGACAUCGUCCUAAUAACUGGAUUGUAAGAACAGAAAUUAAAUAUUUGAUUAGGUUGUAUGUAUUGUUUUUUUCUCAUUAUUUUGUUCUUUGAUUUGUGGUAGAAACAGAAUGUGCCUGUUGUUUUUCAGGUUACUUGUAGCCAUCACAGAACUCUGAAGGUCCAGGUUUUCUUUGAGUCAUGUGUAAAAUAUUGCUGUGGUAAUGAGAAAAUACAGGAUUAAAUCAUAUAUGGCUACUAGUAACUUGAAACAAUAAAACAGACACAGCUUCAGUGUUACAGAGAUUCUUAGGGCAUGUAUACUAACGAGUCCUUUACAUUUUCCAAAAGGAGACUAUGGAAGAUCUGAAAUUCUUCUGGAAACUUAAACACGAUGGUUGGACGUGAGCAUGCACGCGUGUGUUUGCGUUGACGAGGCAGACGCGAAUAGAUCAGACAGAACAAGUAAAGGGGGGAAAAAACCCACAGCUGUACAAACGGAGAUUUUUUUUUUUUCCCACUUUAUUUAUUUCUUUAAUGUUGAAUAGCAUUGGACAGGACAGGAGAGGUGUAGACUCGAACUUCAGUCAACAUUUGCCUCAAGUAGGGAUAAAUGUAUUGAGGGAAAGUGAAGAGAACAUUAAUAAUAUUAAUAAUAUGAUAGAACAGUAAUAAAAGUCUGCAUUGGUAUCGAUAGGAACAGAAAAAAAAAAAAAGACGGAAAUGUACAAAAAGGAGGCAUCUUUGUUCCCAGCCCAACUGUUGACGUUCCCGUAGAAAUGGAGAGGCAGCGAAGGGGUAGAAACGUCUGCCGUCUUUCUGAGGCAGCCGGAGGGUGAAAAGGGUCACACGGUCGUUUUUUUUUUUUUUUUUGAUUGAUGUUGCUUUUCCUUUUUCUUUUUUUUUU